UUUAUUAAGAAACUGCAGGAUUGCUUCAGAAUGCCUUUUGCAAUAACUAAGUUUCCACCCAUUCUUUGCCGAAAUUUAGAUACCCAAAUACUUGAUUUUUGUGGAAAUUUGAGCGAUUUUUAAAUUUCAGUAAUGGAUAACACUGAACAAAAUUAUUAACUUGAUGUGUCCGACGGAAUAUUUAAUUAGGAGUUGAGGAUUUAUCGUUGCGCUGCUUAGGCAUUGUACAUUUUCGCGGGAAAUCAAUGAUGUUUUGCUUUGCGCGCGAAUUCAAACGUAUCAGCUGAGAAAUGUGAUCGGUCGAUAAAUUCUCAUAAUAAUUUACGAAAUAAAACCAUAUUUUUCAUAAUUUGAAAAAUUUUAAUUAAAAUAAAAAUUAUUUUGGAGUGUAAAGUGGACUCCUAUUUCCGGUUGUGACAAGAAAAACCAAGGGCAAAACUAUGAAUCAUCUGGUUGACGUAAAUGGUAAAAGGCGCUGUUCCCAGGUGGUGGAAUUUAGAAUCACGAAUCGCAAUGACCGCGUUCCUUCUUUAUUCGUAUCGUAGCGUCGUGCGUCGUAUAUCACAAAAGGUUGUGGGUAUAUUUCGUAUGUUUGUAUGUUUGUAAACUCAAACGAACUUGGAAAUCGCGCGAAUUCUAUGAAUACGCAAAGGUUUUUUUUCAUCAUUUUUUGGUAAUACGUAGUGGAGAUUUACUGGAUUAAAAAGCUUUCCAUGCAAUUCUGAGCAUGGCGAGUGACGGAGAGGACAGUGGGAGACAAAAGGAUGCUCUCAUGCAGUCUUACAUUCAAGGAGUCAAGAGGUAAAGAUGCUGUCCUGUUUUUUUAGCCGCUGAAUUAUUUAAAAAAAAAUAAAACAAGAAAACGAAAAAAAUGUAAGAUUCUAUGAUUGAUAACGAGUCUAGCAUGGGUUCUUUAUUUUCGCACGGCAGGACUGCCCAGCAGGAUAACCGAGACCCUGGGGUCGGUUUUAAUCUACCGAGGGAGGUUAUCCAGCGGAGGGAGAAUGUGUGGAAUAAUUUUUUUGACAAAUAUAAUAAUAAGGUACCGAAUGACGUCGUACUGAAUAUGUUAACGAUGGAGCCUGUGGAAAGUGUGUCGAAUGAGAACAACAAUGAAGAGGAAGAGGGGGAUGAUGAGGACAAUGAUGAAGACGAUGAUGAAGACAACGAUGAGGACAAUAAGGAAUAUUAUUCCAAGUGUAGGGCUCCGAUACGCAAGCUUCCAGCGCUCAUACAAUAUUGGGUAGACACCGGGAAUCCUCCGUAUCAGUUGACAGGAGAUGAGAAUCAUUCCGACACAGGGUCGUCAUUGAGCGAGGGUGAAUAUUCGAGAUCAAAUCAGUCUGCAGCGUUGCGAAAGUCCAUAGAAGAACCCAAAUUCGACGAGAAUUCGCCGUACAGUUCGGUCGAUACAGCCGCAUAUGUGUUGUCGAAUACAAACGUAACGGAAAAGGCAAAAACCCAAGAAAUCGUUGAAGGUGCUAAAAAAUCAAACGAACAUUUGUGUCCCAAGGUUGCGGCACCGACCCAAGAAGAUCGCAAUGCAUCCAAGGUUGCUGACGAAGCUUCGAAAUUGAAUGAAAAUCGUUCCAGUAAUGAAAUUUUGAAAACUCCACAGAAAAGCGCCCCGUUAAAUUGCAUGAUAAGUCCUGGCGGCAGUGUUAUGCUCUGUGAAGUACUUCCGGCGCUACAGCAAUUCGAUGAUCUUCUGGAAAAGUCAGAACAACUGAAAAAGCCGAGUUCAACGUUUUCGAUGGUUCGUCGAACAAGAAAACCCCCCACCGCUAAAAGCACACUUGAAACAAAUUUGAAAAGCCUCUUUGAGUCACAGCCCAAAGAAAAAUCUAGCGAAUCCUUUAACGAUUCCAAAGGAACUGCAAAUUUCAGGAAACUCUACAAAGGAAGAGAUUCUCCUUGCGAUCUGAUAAUGCUAGAAAAUACGAGCAAACUUUCAACAUCAAGGCCAGUUUUGCAUCCAGCCCUAGAACCCGUUACUACGACCGCAACUCUACCCCUCGUUUAUCGUGCUCGAACAAGGAGAAAAAGAAAAAAACCGUCAUUACCAUCAUCUGCCACAUUAUCGGAUGUUGUGCUGCGCCAGGGUGUACCUAACAGCUCGCAAGAGAGCCCCGAACUCGUUCAAGAUGACAAAAACAAUAAUAACGACAUCGAGAAAGAAGGACAUGAAAGAUACUCCGAGUUUUUUGAAUCUCUAGGACUAACUCCGAAAACAUCCUUGAUUGAUAAAGAAGAUAACAAAAUCGUAAGACGACGGUACACGAGAAGAAACUAUCGACAGUUAAUGGGCACUAAAACAGGCUGUACAACUUCGCAAACUACGUCUCCAGAAUCUCUAGAAUCGAUAGAAAAGACAUGCGGCUCGAGCGAGAAACGCGAACGUUCGGCAGUAAUCGCUUCUAAUUCUAUCGAAAAAUUGAGGGAAAAUUUAGGAAAGAAAAUUUUGACUGUACGAAUAACGAGGCUGCCUGAUCAAGUUUUGGCUCGUUAUCAACAACAAAAAAGCAAAUCAUCUCUCAGGUUCAACGACGUAUCGCAUCACGAUAAUUCCAACAUCGAAGUUCUUACGACUGUGACUAAUGACAGUGAUUCCAGCACUAUUCUCAUUUAUUCCUGCGGCCAUGAUAAUGUCGAUCCAUCUUACGAGAGCGACUAUUCGACGAAAAUGUUAAGCCUCUCGUCGCGCUCUGUAGAAAAAGCCAUUGAAAAUGGAGGGAAAAAUGAAAAAUCGAAGUUGCCGGCUGAUCGAACUUUCGCCACGGACCCUGCGGAGCCUUUAUUCGUUGAGUCUUCUUCAAAAAUAUCAGACAAACUGAAGAAUGAUGAACCGCGCGAUCUCGUUGUUACGUUCCCAAAAUUGCCUUCAAAUCAGGGAGCAAACGUUACGCGAACGGAAGAGCAAUACAAAAAUAAACCGCGAGAUUUGAGGGUGAAAAAUUUGAACUUAACGACAUCGACGACCGUGUCGAGCGUUCAACCAGAAUCGCAGGAUUCGAAGGCCAAAAAUUUGACGAAAUCUCUGUCACGUCCUUCAAUUCAGAUGGAAAAUGGGAUUGGGGGCGGCGAACUCGAUUCUCGGGGAUGUAAAAAGUCAAGAAAAUUGGAAAAUCUCGAUCGAGACGAAAGUGAUCGAUUUUCUUUUGGUUUCAGUAUCAAAACUACCUCGGAACCUGAUGAAGAUUGUUUGAAUAGUCUCAUACGAGAAAAAUCUUUGGAACCGCACAAAAACAGGAAGAAAAGUAAAAAUUCAAGAACCGUAACAAAACGGGAAAUGAGGAAUGGAGAAAUGAACGGUGGGCCGGAAACUAACGCGAAGAAUGCUCACAAACCUCAUUCGCGGAUCGUGAUAUCAUCUGACGAGGAAGAAGACCAUCCGGUCACGUUUUCACGGACACUGAGAUCGAUAAGGAGUCCGAAAAAAAUCGAUACAAAGCUCACAGCUUCGAAACGCUCGAAAAACACACGAAAAGUAAUCGACGAGGUUGUAAACGAUUUAAACGGUGAGAAAGUCUCAGACGGAUCAGGAAAUUCCAAUAAAUCUGGAGACGGCGAAGUGACGAGUCCGUCGACGAAAAACAGGGAGAACAGUGAUCCCAGAAGAUCUAAAAGAAAAAGAUUAGCGACGACUUGGUUGAACGAAGCAGUCGAGUCGAAAAAUCCAUCAGGAGAAUCGAGCGAUGGUCUCAAAACAGUUGAAUCUCUAAAGAACAACAAAUUCGGAAAUUUGACGGACAUCAACUCGAACUUUCGUCAAGAAAAGAGAAAACGUCUCGAAAACGAGGUGCCUCGAGACGUUAAAAAAUCGAAAACAACGCAUGCACUCAAGUUUUGCACGCGUCUCAGUUCCGAUUCGGACUCUAAUUUUGGUUUCGAGUCAGAAAAAUCUGUCGCUGCUGAUGAUAAAUCUGUGAGAGCUCAGUCGACUGGACCAAAAGUCAGUUAUUCAGAAAAAACCUUGAAAAAACGGAAAAAUGUGAAGGAAAGUGAGAAAAAAUCGUUGCACCUUCCCGACGAGAAAUCCCCUAAUACUGCGAGCAAAGAUUUAAGAGAAAAAACGAGAAUUCCGCCUGUCCGAAGUAAAACCAACGCAAGAAUCCGAGCGAGAGAAACAGCGACGAAAAAAGUGCGAAGAACGAGAAUUCUCGGGACUGCGAUUCGGGAAGAAAGUGACGACGACGAUAGCAAAUACGUGAAAACUCUUGCGAACAAGUCUACCAAGUCUAAGUUAACGAUAAACGAGAAAGCUUGCGUGCAUCCAAAAGACGCGAACGUCGACAGCCCUGCGCCCGAAAAACUUCAAGAUUAUUUGCGAACUUUUUCCCCUGAUAUUUUGGACAAUUCUAUUUUGGAAAUUGACAACAUAUUCAAAGCGAACGGUCAUUAUCAGAAUAGAAACAGCGAUGAAAUCUCAACGAAACUUGUCAAACCGAUUGUUAAUAAAAAUUUGAUAAAUACGCGAAAAUCUACGAGAACUUUUCGGACCAAGUUGACCAGUGAUUCUGAGAAUAACGACGAUUUAUAAAGACCGUAAAAAGUCGUGCUUCUUGACGCUGCACGUUGCCAACAUUUCAUCUUCGAACCGACGUUGAAUCUUCGUCUUAUUUUUUUAAGAAAAUAGUGAAAUUAAUUAUCGUAGCAAUCAACCAGGUGAUUUAGGUCUUUCAAUUUACAGUGUGUUAACAAUAACAGCAAAAUAUCGGUGUGAUAGUCCACGCCGUUGUAAUCAAGGAUUUUUAUUUUUUGCACAUGAUGUUUUUUUUUUCCAGAAUCUAUCGUAUUCAUAACUUUGAAGCUAGCAGCGUUUGAGAGCAGCCAAACAUAAAUUUCUACUUUACUGAAUUUUUUCACUGGACUCAUUCGUGGGCUUGAAAGAUCGAGAAUUUUCUAUACCUCGAAACUGAAGAUGGAUGUUGGAGAGAAAAACAAAUCUGGCUGCGUUUGAACGCUGCUGAAACUUCGGUACCAAUUUUAUACAAUAAUUCCUAGUUGUCAAAUAACUCGUUAAGAAACACUAGUUGAAGGGGUUUCUGAAUUGACACUCUUGCUCACUUUCGUGGAUGAGCCUUCGGUUUUUCGAAUGCGAAUAGUUUAAUAAUCAAAAGUAAAAACACCGAAAAACUGAGGCAUCCGGGGUCAUACAUAUGCAUAGAUUACGAAUGAAAAUCUAUGUAGGAAAAAAGGAAUGAAAAGUGAAGAAGAAAUAUAUACGAAGAAGGUGACGAGCCUCUACGAAAAUACGAGAAAAAAAAACGAUUUUUUUACGAAUAUUAUAACUCGGUUCUUCCAAAUAUUUAUCUGUAAGUUUGAUUACAAUUGUAUAUAUGAAAAGUAUAUAAACAUUAUUAAAUUGUAUCAUCAGUCAUGUCAAAAAUCAACAGCAAAAGCCAUGGUUUAUGUAAAUAAUAAAACAGCACAAAUAUUUUUUAAAAAAUUUCGAGUUUAUCGGGAGAAAGUGUGAUUUAUAGAUGUCUUGUUUAAUUGCUCAGCAGUUGACACGACUUUGCGUAUGACGAUUGUAAAAAAAUUUUGCACGAAGAAAAGAAAUGACUUCACCUCGUGGCUGUGCCUAUAACGUGGUGACGAUUCAGAAAUAAAUGGUUUGGCUGAGAAACGUAA
Venturia canescens is the source of this 5634-nucleotide messenger RNA. RefSeq lists its product as uncharacterized. Bases 884 to 4540 code for a protein of 1218 amino acids. The record is from RefSeq and is a predicted model, not a curated record. Lineage: Eukaryota; Metazoa; Arthropoda; Insecta; Hymenoptera; Ichneumonidae. The transcript has 3 exons.